AUGAUAAGUAAUUUAUUUUCAAUUUUUGAUCCAUCAACAAAUUUAUUUAACAUUUCAUUUAAUUGAAUUAGAACUAUCUUAGGAAUUAUAUUUAUUCCUUAUUCAUUUUGAUUAAUCCCUAAUCGUCAUUUCUUACUCUGAAAUUUUAUUUUAUUAAAACUUCACAAUGAAUUUAAAACUUUAUUAAAAAAUAACUACUUUCAAGGAUCAACUUUUAUUUUCAUUUCAAUAUUCUCAUUUAUUUUAUUUAAUAAUUUUUUAGGUUUAUUCCCCUAUAUUUUUACUAGAACAAGACAUUUAACAUUAUCAUUAUCAAUUUCAUUACCUUUAUGAUUAAGAUUUAUAAUUUAUGGUUGAUUAAAUAACUCUCAACAUAUAUUUAUUCAUAUAAUUCCUCAAGGAACACCAACUAUCUUAAUACCUUUUAUAGUAUUAAUUGAAACAAUUAGAAACAUUAUUCGACCUGGAACUUUAGCAGUACGAUUAACAGCUAAUAUAAUUGCAGGACAUUUAUUAAUAACUUUAUUAAGAGGAACUGGACCUUCAAUGCCAAGAUAUUUUAUUAUAAUUUUAGUUAUAAUUCAAAUUUUAUUAUUAAUCUUAGAAUCAGCAGUUGCUGUAAUUCAAUCUUAUGUAAUUGCUAUUUUAAGUACUUUAUAUUCUAGAGAAGUAAAUUAA
This is a messenger RNA of Spodoptera frugiperda (fall armyworm), 678 nucleotides long. The record is from the annotation of a RefSeq genome assembly. Lineage: Eukaryota; Metazoa; Arthropoda; Insecta; Lepidoptera; Noctuidae.